AUGAGGGACGAGCACGACCUCGAAAGUAGUCCCUAUCAUCAUGUCUUCGCCAGCGAUGGCGUCCAUCUUACCAUCUCCGCGACCAUCUUCGUCGUCUCUUGCGGCUCAAAGAAGUCUCGCAUCGCGAACAUUGGCACCUUCGUCAAGUUCAGCCUCAACACUCAAAUCGACUCCUACAAAGCCCUCCACGGCACGGCUCGCUCCAUCCGCACCUUCCUCAGUUCAAAUAUCGUCAAGAAAGAGGUCAGCGCCGCCCCCCUCGUUCAACCGUCUAAAGAAUGGGUUCUACCUGCGCGAGCCAAACCCGGUCGCAAACCUUCCGAAACGGAACCACUUACCAAACGCAAGGCCCAGAAUCGUGCCUCUCAGCGAGCAUUUCGCGAGCGCAAGCAAUCCUACCUUGCGGACCUGGAAGCAAAGAUCGCAGCAUACGAAGCUGCAGAGAUCGAUCGCACCGUCGAGAUUCAGAAAGUGGCCCAGAAGUUGCGCGCCGAGAACGACUCUUUGCGUAAAGAAGUCUCGGCGUGGAAGGACAAGUUUGCCCAGAUCGAGCGCUACCUCAUUCAAGCAAAGGCCAACGGUGGAAGGUUGCCUGGUCUAACGCCGAGCGUCAAGUCAGGUCCAGGAUGCAAAGCUCCAGCACACGAAAGGUCUGCUGCUACGCCCAAAAAAGGCGUCCUUGUCGCACCAGGCACGAAGACGGACCGCGACCGUGAGAGAAGCGCCGGCGGCGUCAGGUUCGCUGACGCAGCAAAAGGCAAGGCUGCAGUUCAAGUCGGCUCUUCAGCCCAGGAACAGCCAGCCUUGUCUGUGCCUCUUCCACGAAAAUUGGUCGCCUCUCCAUCUGAUAACACUCUCACUCAUGGGCCUAGUAUGGCGGCGCAAGUCUCGACCUCUGCUACAGCUGUAGAUGCUGAGAUGAAGCAGUCCGACGUUCAGACGGCUGCCCCGCGAAAAGGUCCUAAGCCGCCCCUCUGGACUUUUGAAUCAACAAAGCUGCCUUCGCCUGACUCCGCAUCAAUGGUCGCUCCCGCUGCCCCUUCUGACAACGCUACGACGUCGUCUCUACAGUCACCGUCCCUCAUGCCCCAUGGAGGUCACUUGUCCGUCGAAGGCGGUUGCGGUUUUUGCACCGAGGCUUCUCCUUGUGUAUGCGCUGACGACUUCCUCGACCUCUCCAAGCCAGCCGCUCCAUCCCAUAUUGCCGUCGUCAGCGAUGUUCCGUCUGCCGUUCCUCUUCCCAAACGCAGCUCGGCAUCCGGAGCCACAGAGACCUCGAGAAGGAUGAGCAUUGGAUCGCUCACCCACGCUAAGGAUGUCGCUCUCGAUCAGCGCAGGCGCACACCCAACUCACCAGCUCACAAGAAGCUAUGGUACACCGUUUCUCAGCCCAAGUCUCCUCCCGAGACUGCAGCGGCUGCUGCAGUGCCGCUGUCGUUGAAGGCAUCGUCAAGGGCCAAGACGGGCAAGAAACUCUGGUCUGUCACCCAGGCGCCGGUCGAGCCUGUUUGUACGGGUGACCCUAGCACUUGCGGUGCUUGCUCCACCGAUCCGGGCCUUGCGGCAUUCUGCGAAGCCGUCACUUCCGCCGCGGAAACACCGGCUACCUCUACUUCACCCGCAGCGUCCACACUCGCACCAUCACGUCCAGGCAUGUUGCGCGCCGGCACUUCCAGUCAACUGCUGGCUCCCUUCCCUUCUCGUGGUGAGACUAUUCCAUCUGCUUGGCGUCAGAUUCGCGCUCAUCCACGCUUCUCCCAGUGGCAAGGUGGUCUCGACCUUCUCGCCGAAGUGGUCAGCAAGCGUAGCGGCAACGUCCACUCUCCGCUUCUCUCCAACAAGAGAACUCGGGAGGCGUCCGUCGAGAUCGAAUCUUCUCGCUCCACUACGACGUCAGCUACCAGCAACGAUCGUGCUACUUCCAAGCCAAUUUUGCAUCACACCGCCUCAAACACAACAAUUCACUCCACCACGCGUAUCAAGAUCGAAGAGGAGGAGGAGGAUGAAUUAAAAGCGAGGGAGCAGAAGAGGAGGAGGAUUCUUAUUGACAGGGAGGCGGUGCAGGAGGCGCUGGCUCUGCUGGAUGCGGGGACGGCGGCGCAGCCGAGAGCGGGAGUGGUGUCGGGAAACAACGCAGCAGGAGGGAGAUGGAUCCCAAGAAAACAUUUGGCUGGAGUCUGCUUCAUUGAUGUUCGGGAACGACGUCGUAGGAAGAAGGUUGUUCGGAACACCAACCCCCGACCGACCGCUGAUGUGAAGCAGAUCCGAGAUCGAUUCCGGCGACUCUAUCCCUGGCCGCGUCUGCACAAGCUUUUGCCUACUGUCAUUAAUCUGGUUGCGACGUCGCAGGGACCAUCUUAG
Molecule: messenger RNA, 2361 nt
Organism: Pseudozyma hubeiensis SY62
Lineage: Eukaryota; Fungi; Basidiomycota; Ustilaginomycetes; Ustilaginales; Ustilaginaceae
Exons: 4
Coding region: 1-2361 (786 amino acids)
Cellular component (GO): RNA polymerase II transcription regulator complex; nucleus
Molecular function (GO): transcription cis-regulatory region binding; DNA-binding transcription activator activity, RNA polymerase II-specific
Source: RefSeq, a predicted model, not a curated record